AUGGCUUCAGCAACUCCCCAGGCCCUUACGCUUGCAAAGGAAAAAGUUGCUAGGCUCAAUGCCGCGGAGAAACAGGAAACAAUACUGUUCACGCUCAAAAACAAAAAACCUCUUGAUUUCUCCUACACCGACCCCAAAACGGGCAAUCGGACCACAAUCACUGUAAACCCAGACGACAAACCGAAACUUAAAGUUUGGAUUCAUCGCGCAGAUUAUGACCGAACUCGACAAUCCGAUCUUGAUAUCCCCCCCGAGAUCGCUUUUUUCAUGGUGCGCUUCAAGAAGACCCAUGAUUGGGAGGUACAAGGCCCAGAAUCCUCCAGUAGGGUUUCCAGAUCUGAUUUGGUCGUUCGUGAGGAAGACAACUUGGAAGUCAAACGGUCGUAUGUCCUAUCACGACCUUGGAACUAUAUCUAUCCUACUUCCGAUGGGAACAAAACGAUCCCUUUACCGAAGGGAAAGACCGUUUAUCUCAAGACUGGGCCGAUGUCGUCAACUACUAGCACAGUAAAACCGACUUACAAAGGGGGAAUGUACUAUACGUGCAAAGCCCCCAUUCCCCAUACCGAGGACGUCGUCUACGCGUCUGUCAGCUGUCUGGGCGAUCACGUGCCAGUGUGGUCACUCUUGUUGACACGCCCACACACACCCACAACUGCCUACGACGGGCUGGCCAGGAUAAGAAUGCCCUACGACCCCCUGGUGCCAAUCUUUUUCGCUGUUGACCAAGACAACCCAUUCAACGUUGACCUCAAAGCUCGUUUAGCUUUUUGGCGCGCAAAAGACGGAUUUCUUCAAACGCAUGGCUUCCAACUAUACGACAUUUCUGAAGUAGGCACAUCAUCUUUUGAGUCCAAACCUCGUGGAAUGCCGGGGAACUUGAAUGAGGGCUACCCUUAUGCUACUUUCGACAACGUUUCGCAAGUUGAUAAUACCGACGACAGUGUACCCUCCGGGCUUGCUGUCUAUGUAAAUGACUCUCAGCAGCGACACUUGGUGGUCAAAUUAAUUCGAGAUGGUUCUCAAGAGCAUCGUAGUCUUCAAAGGGUCAUGACGCACCAACGACUGACGGGCGAAUUUAUCCCGGGACUUGUCCCGAAUCUCGACCUCAUCCCAUUCGAUAAUCAUUGGCUCUUAGUAAUGCCACGAUGGGGCGCAGCCUAUGGCUGCAACGCCUGGUUUGCUUCUGUGAAAUGCUUAUUAGACUUUGUGGAGGAAAGCCUCGAAGGAGUGGUAUUCCUUCAUCAGCACAGGAUCGUUCAUAGGGACCUGGCUUCCCAUAAUCAGUUUGUCAACCAUGUAUCGCCAUCUGGAGCGAGUAUUUCAUCUCAACCAGAAAAUCGGCUACGUUUGCAAAGCGAAAACUUUCUCCGAUACGGCUGGCUGGAUUUCGGCUACUCUGUCGCUCUCCCUGAAGAUGUGGCGUUGGAAGAUUGUCGUUUUCCUUGGGAAGCUUCCUUCGCAGGUGCUUACGAUGUUCCACCUGACCUAUGGCAAGGAGAGUACCUGUAUAAUCCCUUCGCGUUUGACGUCGGCACGCUGGGAAUUUUCUUCUGCACUCACUUUCAGCAUCUGACGCCUCAAAUCCAUCUCCUUGCCCCGCUUCUAGAUGGGAUGACGCACCCCAAUAUUGGCUCGCGGUUAACUGCACAGAAAGCAUUGGAGUUGCUUCGGCAGCUCAGAGAUCGGCUUACCAAAAAGCAGCUUGCUGCGCAGUGUUCGCGAUUGGAAAGGGUCGUCCACUUCGAGGACUUCGAUCGCUGGAGGUCUCUACCUGCCGACUUCGUAGAAAGCUGGUCUCAUUUGCGGUGGUCGCCAAGACCUUCAAUGCUAACACGACUACUCCGACUCAUUUGCGAAUAUCCACGCGUCAUUCGAAUAGUACGGACCGUUCGGUGGGCCAUAGACAAAGUGUUGGCAAGACAUUAUAGCAUAUUCCAAGUACAAUAA
Mycena indigotica is the source of this 1950-nucleotide messenger RNA. RefSeq lists its product as uncharacterized. Bases 1 to 1950 code for a protein of 649 amino acids. Lineage: Eukaryota; Fungi; Basidiomycota; Agaricomycetes; Agaricales; Mycenaceae. Gene Ontology annotation, molecular function: ATP binding; protein kinase activity. The record is from RefSeq and is a predicted model, not a curated record. The transcript is spliced from 10 exons. Gene Ontology annotation, biological process: protein phosphorylation.